Truncatella angustata is the source of this 1746-nucleotide messenger RNA. RefSeq names its product condensation domain-containing protein. The transcript has a single exon. Bases 1 to 1746 code for a protein of 581 amino acids. Gene Ontology annotation, cellular component: cytoplasm. NCBI's taxonomy places the organism in Eukaryota, Fungi, Ascomycota, Sordariomycetes, Amphisphaeriales, Sporocadaceae. The record is from RefSeq and is a predicted model, not a curated record. Gene Ontology annotation, molecular function: catalytic activity; phosphopantetheine binding. Gene Ontology annotation, biological process: secondary metabolite biosynthetic process; amino acid activation for nonribosomal peptide biosynthetic process.
AUGGCUCAGCAAAGCAGUGACGUGAAGCCCCCAGAGGGCGCCUCGAAUGGUGAGCGGCAGCACAGAGAGAGUUUCCUCGUGCGGUUGCCGUCAAGGUCUCUAAUCAAGUCAAAUGUCGGUGCAACGACUUCGCACCCAUUUACACCAAUACAGGGCGGCGGUGAAGCAAACCCACUUGACAGUCAACCCACCACGCCUCAGUAUGAAGUCGUGAAUGCAAACGAGUCAAGUGCGAGACCAGGUGGCCUGGAGCGUCAGCCAACUACAUCCGUCGAGAAUCUCGUGAGCGUCUCUGACCGACAGCAAGCUGUUGCCAAGUUGGGGAUUCAUGAUACCUCGGUCGAAGCGGUAAUGCCGGUAUUGCCGGGCCAGGAGUUCCACUUGGCAAGUUGGCUCACAAGUGGCCGGACGCUGGCCGAGCCUACUUGGGCAUUUCGCACCAAGGUUCCUGUCGACGAGCAUCGGCUCCGCGGCGCCUGGGCGGUACUUCGACGUCGCCACCCUAUAAUGCGGUCUACGCUGGUGGCUGUACGACCAGACGAGGCCUUCACUGUGGUAUUACGACAAUCCAGUGGUGCAAGUAACUAUGCCACUUUCUCCAAGGCCUCGUAUCACGAGGGAACAUUAGUGGAGCGCGUCAAACAUGAGCUGAAGAAGCUUGCAAAACGACCGUCUUCUUUGAAGACACCGCCUACUAGAUUGACGCUUGUGCAAGGUGAUGUGCAAGAGGGAGACGCCAUCUUGAUCACAAUACAUCAUGCAGCCUGUGACACACGCAGCAUGGGGCUUAUUGUGCAAGAGCUCUCGGACCUGUAUCAUGGGAAACCGGUAGUGUCUAAAGCGCCGUCUUUCAGGAACUUCGUCAAAGAGACAUUGUUCACACAUGACCGCGAUGCGGAGGAGGAAUUUUGGAAAGACACUCUGCGGGAUUGCGAAGAGACUAUAGUGCUGCCGGAAACGGAUAACGACGGAAACUCUUUGAAGAAGAAUGAAAUUCUUGUCAAGGGCACCAAAACCAGCACCGAUGCUCUCGAAAAGGCAGCCGAAGUAGCAGGUGUGACACCGCCUACCAUCAUCUACCUGGCUUUCAGUCACAUUCUGGCCGAGAAAACGGGCUCCAGUCGUCCUGUCUUUGGGUGCUUCCAUAGUGGUCGUGAUUCGAUUGAUGGCGUCGAUAGGAUUGACGAAUUGGUUGGACCUUGUUCCACAAUGCUGCCGACCACCAUUCCAGAAGACGUGGAUGUUUCUCAUGAGCUUAAUAACAGCAAGUCUGAACUGAUUCAAUCUCUCAAGUCAGUUCAUGAGCACCUCGAUGCUCAAGUGCCCUAUGAGCAGUCUCGUCUUCGUGAUGUGCUACGCUGGGCUGAGGCGGGGGAGGCCGUGCCAUUCAACACGUACUUGAACAUUCUUUGGAAUACCAAGUUGCAGGGUGCAGCUGAAGACGCAUCCUCUGCCACUGACGACGAAGAAGCUUGGGAGCGCAUGGACCUGGGUAUGCGAACCGAUUAUAGCGCUGUAUCUGCUAUUCCAGGCCAGACGACUGUUGAUGUACUUGACACAAGCACUGUUAUGAGGAAACAAAAUGUGUUUGUGGAUGUUGGCAGUGACCGGGAAGAGAAUGGUGGAGGGGUGCUGGAGAUCCGACUCAGUGCCAACGAGGUGCUCAUGACUGCCGCGGAUCUGAAAGCUUUCGCCGAACAGAUUGACAAUGAGGUAGCCUCCCUAGUUGAGUGCUUGCUAUCAUAA